UUCAAAAAUAAUUUCGAAAAAUCUCUCACAAAAGUCGCAGUUUCGUCCACAAAUCUAGCAAAUAUUGUACUCAUUUGUCACACAUUUGUCGAUACAUUGAGAUUCUCUACGUAGUCGUACUUACUUGACUACGACCUGUCCUUCCUUGGGACCUUGAUCAGCAAAAAUGUCGGUGGAGGCCUACAAAGCAGAGAUGGAGUUCCUGAGGGAAGAACUAGCCCAAAAGGAGAAAGAUGUAGCCAGAGCUGCAGAAAUUGGAAAGUGCUUGCUCGAAACCAAUCAAGACCUGGAGGAACAAAUGGAGAAGCAACAGAAGGAUAAUCAGUUGAAAAUAGAUGAAAUCAACCAGGAAUGUUACACCCUCAAGAAGAAAUUGGAAAGCAAGAACUUCAUGGAACAAAAUUACCUUGAUGAUAUUGAGAAGAUGAAGGCAGAAUUGAGGAAACACCGGAAUAAUCAAGAGACUGCUGCGGAACUAGAACUACAAGUUAAACUAGCAGAACUAAAGAAACAGAAUGGAUAUCUCCAGCAAGAGUUAGAGAAGACCCAGUUGUCAGAGAAGCAGUCAUUGGAAAAAAUCAAUGAUCUGAGUGAAGAAGUUGAGAGUCUACGAUCCCAGCUUUCGCUGCAGGAGAGUCGCUUCAAUGAUACCUGCAGUGAGGAGAUGGCAAAACUAUUGUCUGAGGUCGCUAAUUUACAGAAAGAAAAGGUAACUGAGGAUUAG
Lineus longissimus is the source of this 724-nucleotide messenger RNA. Its product is annotated as protein Spindly-like. Bases 167 to 724 code for a protein of 185 amino acids. Lineage: Eukaryota; Metazoa; Nemertea; Pilidiophora; Heteronemertea; Lineidae. The transcript has 4 exons. The record is from RefSeq and is a predicted model, not a curated record.